Salvia splendens (bonfire salvia) is the source of this 1013-nucleotide messenger RNA. RefSeq lists its product as uncharacterized. NCBI's taxonomy places the organism in Eukaryota, Viridiplantae, Streptophyta, Magnoliopsida, Lamiales, Lamiaceae. The transcript is spliced from 2 exons. The record is from RefSeq and is a predicted model, not a curated record. The coding region runs from base 64 to 675 and encodes 203 amino acids.
AACCUAUCGGUCCCUCUCUUCUUCCCCAAAUUACAUCCUCAACUCAAAUCCCUAAAAUUGAAGAUGGAGAAGCAGCGCCUCCAUCGUCUCCUCAUCUCUCCUCAAAUUCUCCUUCUCCAAUUCUCAUUCUCUCAAAAACCCGCCGCCAGUUCUCCACAGCGCCGCCUCCAGCUCCCGUCAAGCUCACUCUCACCGUACAGCUCCACCGCCGUCGGCUGUCCAUCACUGAUCGAAUCGCCGGCGCUCCCUAUCGCCGGUGAUUCCCAUCGGUCUUCUCCCUAUCUCUGUCUGUUUCUCUCAUCGUUGAGCAUUCUCUCUCCCUCUACGACUCCGCAGCUAGCCUCCGACGCAGUCCCAACAGUGAUUCCGUGUCGUACCAGGAGCCGCUGCUGCCACCGCCGUCUCACCCUCACGGCGGCAGGUUCCCUCUCGGCGGCAUCGCUGUAUCCGUCGUUGUGCUCAGCUCGGCAUCGCGCAAUCGGUUGGCGCUGCUCUCCGCCGCCUUUCCGCUUGUCGCUGCUGGCUCUUGUGAUCGCCGUUGCUACGGCCGUGGAGUCCGCGCGGCUGCUCUCGUGGCUUAGCCUCUGCCGGAGGUCGUGGGGCAGCGCUUCGGCUUCAAGUGGAAGGACAACUCAUGCUAUCUCUAGGAGACUACAAAUUGACCUCUUGGCAUAGAGUGGUGUAUGGAAUCGGGAUGGGCGGUGUAUGGAAUCGGGAUGGGCGUGGAGGAAACCCUCAAGGAUUUGUGUAGUUCAUAGCAAUUAUUUCUUUGCCCCUUUAUAGCUCUCUAUGUAGGAUAGCUUUUGUAAAGUAGAUAUGUCUUCUUCCCCAAAUUUCUUAUGUAACCUUUUUCCAUGAAAGAUGGACUUCUUCCUUGUAAAGCGUGUCUCUUGAAUUUCUUGUUUGGGAAAGAGUUAAAUUAGGACUUGCAAAUUCCCAUGCAUACAUAAACAUUAUACACGUCCAUACAUUCCCUUAUGUAUAUGUGUAGUAUAUCAUUUGAUAACUCUUUG